Messenger RNA from Echinops telfairi (small Madagascar hedgehog), 3285 nucleotides. It is a transcript of the gene REXO5, whose product is annotated as RNA exonuclease 5. The record is from RefSeq and is a predicted model, not a curated record. Gene Ontology annotation, cellular component: nucleus. Gene Ontology annotation, molecular function: nucleic acid binding; exonuclease activity. Lineage: Eukaryota; Metazoa; Chordata; Mammalia; Afrosoricida; Tenrecidae.
AUGGUUUGUUACAUACACCCUGAUGUACCUUUGCAGAAAGUUCGCUUAUCUACCAUUUUAUUUGCGGACAACUGUGAAGGGACCCACAGCCAACUCUGAAUUGCUGAAGUGUAUGCAGUUCUGGGCAACUCUACCAUUUCUAAACCCAGCUGGUGUCCGCUUUCCCACCAAAACCACCUGAACGAUGUGGUAGUUUUUAUUCUGCAGGGAAUGAGUCAGCUACACUUUUACGGAUUCUGUUUGGAGUUCGGAGUUCUCCGAAGGACAUUCAGACACAAAUUCCACUUGCCUCCUCCAUCAUCUAAUUUUUUAGCUGAUAUCAUUGGACUUCGAAAGAGACAAGCAAAUGGGAGUCAUCCCAGGAUGGUGGACGCGUCUUCACUUCCUGUCAGUGUAAAAGGCAGCAUCAACCUGCAGAAUGACCCCAUCAUUCAAAAGAAUGGCUCUAAAAGAGUGGGCUUGACCCAGUGUCUUCUGACAAAGGAGGAAAUGAAAGCGUUUCACUUUCCAUUAUAAGGUUUGUCUGACUGUGAAGACUUUGUACCCACCCACUGUGAUGGUCCUGUAAUGAAGAGCAGCCCUCUCUUUGGACUUGACUGUGAAAUGUGCCUCACAUCCAAGGGCAGAGAACUAACUCGCAUAGGCUGCUGUGUUAUGGAUGAACUCGUUAAACCUGACAACAAGAUUGUGGACUAUCUCACCAGAAGUCACAUGGAGCAAGCUCAGCUGGGGAUCACAUGCCAGAGAUGUCAACUGUUUGCUGGACCCUUUAGCAGAUGCACCCUCCAGGCUCUGAAGAAGCUGCGUAAGAGCGUCAGUCCAGUCACAUCAGUGAGUCUUGUUCUUGCAACUCAUCAGCCUCAUCUCUGUGUCCAGCAGGAAGUCCUGGAAGCUGCCCAGCUGGCAGCUUUGGAUGAUGCUCUGGUGGAAGGUAUCUGCAUCAAGGUGCAAAGGCCUGUGACAGAGCUGACCCUCCAUUGCAGUGAGCUGGAGCAAGAUUCGGAGAAGCUGGGUCCUAUUUACCAAUCUGGAGUGAGCGAAACCUUCAAAGACAACUUGUGCACCAUGCGCCUCUUCCUUGGCCUGGAAGCUGUGAUCUUGCCUAACGAUCUUAAAUGUGGACACCGAAAAAUACUGUUUCUUGAAACUCUGGCCAGUGUCCAGAAGGCCCUGGCCACUCUCAAAGGCAAGGAGUGGAAGCUGAAAGGCAGACGUGCCCUAACCCCCAGGCACCUCCAGUUCAGAGGUUUGCCUCCAGAAUCAAGGUCACCCCCACCCUCAGAGCAGCAGGCCCUACAGGUGAGUGGACCCCACCCCAAGGUAGCAGCCUGGUGCUGGGGCCGGAAGAUUAGAAAGCUUUACCACAGCCUAUGUCCAGGCACCCUCUGCCUCAACCUACGUCCAGGAACCAAGAGGUAAGGACUGUGAAGGGUUGUCCCUUUGUGAGUGGACCCUGAACUCGUUUCUUCUGUAGAAAGGACAUUUUGAAAUCUAGGCACAUUAUGAAGACUUACAUAUCUUACUCUUCACAGUACCUUUGAGACUGGUAAUAUAUUCUCACUUUACAUUAAUAUGUGUCUGAACUCACAAAGCCCUAGUGAUGUGUAAUGGGUUAUGCAUCAGGUCUGCUCAGCGGGAGAAUGAUUGGGCUUUCUCUCCACUCCUGUGAAGAUUCACAUCGUCAGAAACCCACAGGGGCACUUCUACUUUCCCUUGGAGGGGACUGAGUCAGAACUGACUUGGUGGCAGUGAGUUUGUAGUCUGAAUGGUACGUACUGCUCCCUUGAGAAAUACAGCUCCUCCCAUUUUAAAGGCGGAGACCUCAGGUCCUGCAGCCUUUCUGAAGCAAGAAGCAGAUAAGUCCUAGGACAGGACCAGACUCAAGGAUGCUCUACCCUUCCAGCCUACCAUGAUCAUGGUCCUCUGCUCUGUCCUCCAUGACCACUUGUGUUGGUUCUAAGAGCAACCAGGACCAGUGUGGCUGCUGCUGCCCACUCACAGAUUUGCUCUGUGGCAAAUGGUCAAGCAACUCUCCCACUCUGAACUCAUUGCAUCAAGCCGAUGCCGACUCAUUGCAGUUCCAGAGGCCAGAGUAGAGCUACUGAUGUGAGUCUGAGAGUCACUCUUGACUAUGGGAGUAGAAAACACUCUUUCUCCUGAGGAGGAGCUGGGGGUUUCAAACUGCUGAUCUUGCAGAUAGCAGCCCGAUGAGUAACCACUGUGCCACCAGGGCUCCCAUUUUCCUACAGCGGAUCUCAAUUUUCCCUUAGUAAAAUCAGCGAUUCAAAGUAAAUCAGUGAUUUCUCAAACUGUAUAGCCCUUUCUUUAGAUAACAAAUAAUAGAACAUCAAGGGUGGGCAGUUCUGGCUAUGAGUGGGUAGGUGAAUGAGCGUGUCUAUUAGGGGACGAGCAAAGUGAAUGGGGCUUUUCUGAGCAUCAUUUGCAAGCCACUGGAUGCUUGACUUCUAAAACGUCACGGACAGUUCUGGCUUUCUAGAAGGCAACACACGAAUGCCUCGGUCUUAGCCUGAAUGUGUGGAUCAGAGCAUCAUUUUCCAUCACAAAGUCCUCGUAACUGCAUGUCAAGCCAUUCACAGGAGAUGACUACCUGCUGGCCAUCUUGAGAGAAGCUGACGCAACUAUUAGGUUGCGUUUACAUUGGCCCCGGCUCUGGGUUCCCGAGACUGUUGAACUGUUUAUGGGAGUAAAUAGCUCCCUUGGAGCUGCUGCUGGUUUUGAACUGCUGACCAUGCAGAUUGCAGCCUAGCUCGUAACCACCCCACCAGUGGGCUCUUGUGUGGAUAGGUUAGCAGCAAGAAAGUAAAAUGUCACCAAAAGUUGCCAAUAAUGGAGCCUGGCUGUGAGACAAGCAGACCUGGCCCUCCACAGCUCCCUCGCAACCAGUGUACGGAGGGAGUGACAGCAUAGGAAACUAGGUCUUCCUGCUCCCAGGUAGAGUCUUUAAGAUUGUCAUCUGCCACUACGAGUGACCCCAAAGCAUGACCAGUUCAGUGGUCAUAGAGGGUGUGAGGGCUUGGGGAAUGCUGGGGUCAGAGAACAUCAGGGCUCAGGCCUGAUUUUGCCAAAGGCUCACAGACAGGUGUGUCAAGUCAAGAGCCAGCCCCCUUGGAAGCAGCCAACCCUGUUGUGAGGAAGCCUGGCAUUACCCCUUACUCUUCCAAGUUACACUUGGAUGUCUGCAGCCCUAUUGAUCAAACCCAGCAGCAGAAUCAUGCAUUUUCCCGAUGAGCAAACUGUGAGCUUGUUACCAACCGCCUCCUCUGG